UUUGGCAGAAGAUAUAAGAAAACUUUAUGAGCAUAAGCUAGCUUUUAAUACUGCUACACCGCAAGGACUUUUAAAUAAAGUAAUUUUUGAAAUUGUGUUAUAUUUCUGCAGAAGAGGACAAGAAAACCUUCAAAAUUUGAAGGUACAUGAUUUCGAAAUCAUGUCAGAAAAUGGAGAACGUUUUGUAAAAAAAACUUAAUUCUGAAAUUUCGAAGAAUCAUCAGGGAACAACAAGCGAGACAGAGAGUUCAGGGGCACGUAUGUACGAAAUAAAAAACUCUCCUCUCUGUCCAGUCAAAUCUUUUGAAAAAUACUUGUCAAAAAGACACUUGGGAAGUGAUCGACUCUUUCUUCAUCCAAAAAACAGCUUCAGUGAUGAGGACAUAGUAUGGUACAGAAAUGAACCAGUAGGUUUGAACAAGUUGAAAAUAUUCAUGAAAAAUUUGUCUAAGAGUGCGGGUUUAACAAAGGAAUACACAAAUCAUUGCAUUCGAUCAACGACAAUUACACUUUUGAACAAUUGUGGAUUUGAAUCCAGGCAUAUUGCAACAAUAAGCGGUCACAGAAAUGAAGCAUCACUUGCUAGCUAUUGCUAUGAUACUUCAGAUCAGCAGAAAAAGGCUAUGUCAGAUGCUAUCAGUGUUUGUGUUGGACAUAAAAUAGAACCUAGUGAAAAAAGUACACCCAAAGAUGCAGGGAAAGCUAUUAAGUCAGGUGAUGGUAAAAGAGGCACUUCAGUUGCAAUCCAAAACACAUAUACAUUGACAGAUACAUGUACUGAGAUGAGUGAUAAUGAUGAUGCAGCACUCCUGAAGUGUGCCAUGGAUAUGGAAAAUAAUUCUAAUCAGCAGGCUGUCAAACCUAUUUUCCAGUUUUCCGGAUGCAAUGUCACAAUUCAGAACCACUAUCAUUAACACUUAAACAAUUAAUUCUGUUACAUAAGGCCCUGUGUAAACUACAUUACUUAGUCACUGUGUGAAGUUAAAUUCAUGAAAAUAAAAUCUUGAAUUUGCA
Saccostrea cuccullata (small rock oyster) is the source of this 1014-nucleotide messenger RNA. RefSeq lists its product as uncharacterized. The record is from RefSeq and is a predicted model, not a curated record. The transcript has 4 exons. Bases 261 to 914 code for a protein of 217 amino acids. Gene Ontology annotation, biological process: DNA recombination; DNA integration. NCBI's taxonomy places the organism in Eukaryota, Metazoa, Mollusca, Bivalvia, Ostreida, Ostreidae. Gene Ontology annotation, molecular function: DNA binding.